GUGGAAUGUGGGUCACCAUGGCAACCGGAUCAGCAGGUGCACCCUCAGGCUGAGGUUCUCGCGCUGGCAGAGAGGAGGGCGAGUGGGCAUGGGGCAGUGCCUGAGGUACCAGAUGCACUGGGAGGACCUGGAGGAGUACCAGGCCCUGACCUUCCUGACCAGGAAUGAAAUUCUAUGCAUCCACGACACCUUCCUGAAGCUGUGUCCUGCUGGCAAGAGCUACAAGGAAGCCACGCUGACGUCAGAGCAGCUCAGCUCCCUGCCGGCCCUGAGGGUGCUGGUCUGUUUCCAAGGCACGAGUCUACAUUUCUUCCCUCAUGCAACUGCACGAAAUCCCAUAGACUGGUCUUCACCCGCUCUCCCACGUGGGCUGAUGUCCAACUUCCUACCCAGGGGCAUGGUUCAGGUGUCCCAGCAGCCGGCCCCCUUCCAUCAACGUCAGCAGAGCCAAGUCAACCCCUUCCGAGACCGCAUCUGCAGGGUGUUCUCCCGCAACGGCGUGUUCUCCUUCGAGGACGUGCUGGGCCUGGCGUCGGUGUUUAGCGAGCAGGCCUGCCCCAGCCUGAAGAUAGAGUACGCGUUCCGCAUCUACGAUUUCAACGAGAACGGCUUCAUCGACGAGGAGGACCUGCAGAGGAUCGUGCUGCGCCUGCUCAACAGCGCCGACGUGUCCGAGGACCUGCUGACCGACCUCACGCACCACGUUCUGACGGAGUCUGACCUGGACAACGACAACAUGCUGUCCUUCUCCGAGUUCGAGCACGCCAUGGCCAAGUCUCCAGACUUCAUGAACUCCUUCCGGAUCCACUUCUGGGGAUGCUGAUCUGGCUGGCAGCCCCGAGGGACGCCACAGGGGCACGGGCACACUGGAUGUGAAGUGUGGCUCUGUGCCUCUCCACCCCACCCCCCCAUCCCUGCCCUGGGUACUGUUUAUUAAACAAAGCUAAAGACAAGCGUUUUCCUUAGCCCUGUGCUGUGUGCCUGGGU
Molecule: messenger RNA, 987 nt
Organism: Oryctolagus cuniculus (rabbit)
Lineage: Eukaryota; Metazoa; Chordata; Mammalia; Lagomorpha; Leporidae
Source: RefSeq, a predicted model, not a curated record